CAGUUAUCAGGUCCUAUCGUUUCGGGUAUACAUCAGAUAGUACAGUGCGUGCAAAUGCGCGAUUAUAACAUGGCCCUUCAGUACCAUUCACAGAUUGUUAACAUGGGCAGUUUCAGUGAGAUAAGCAGUUUUGGGCCUAGUGUUAAGGUAUUUAUUUUCUCUGCGUGUGUGUGUUUGUUUGUGUGUGGUGUGUGUGUGUGUUUCUGUUUAUGUAUGUAUGGAGUGUUUACGUAUGUGUGUUUGUAUGUUUGUUUGUAUGUAUGUAAUUUUCAUAAUCAUAAUUUUAAUCAUUUUCAAUCAUUUUCUGACAGGUCCUUUUACAGACAGCCAGCCAGCUACAAGUCUAUCUCUGAUUAA
Molecule: messenger RNA, 357 nt
Organism: Helobdella robusta
Lineage: Eukaryota; Metazoa; Annelida; Clitellata; Rhynchobdellida; Glossiphoniidae
Exons: 1
Source: RefSeq, a predicted model, not a curated record